Molecule: messenger RNA, 10749 nt
Organism: Porites lobata
Lineage: Eukaryota; Metazoa; Cnidaria; Anthozoa; Scleractinia; Poritidae
Source: the annotation of a GenBank genome assembly
UGGUAGCAAAUCCAGCAUGGCGGCCGGACCGAUAGCUGAGAGAAAUCAAGGUUUGUAAAAUAAUGGUAGUCUUUACACCACAUCCCAAUGUUUCAAGUCAAGUAUUUUCUUUCGUACGAAUACUUAACGACUCAGACACAAGCCAAGCAAAGUAACUUAAGCUACUCGAUUAAAGACAAGGUGGCGCUUUCAUUACCGACAUUAGUUGUAGUCGUAAACAAAUUUUGAUGUAUCGCGGUGGCUCUUUUGUCGUAAAUCAAAAGAGUGUGUUCCUGUCCAAGGCCUCAAAACUUAUAAGCUACUUGAUUCCUCAUGGUAACCCAAUUCGAGGAUUCCGAAACGCAAAAGCGGCGGAGCAGUUCGCAUCUGAAGUACAAAGAAGAGAGACGAGUUUAGUUUGAAUGCCAACCGGAGAAAGCGCAAGUCAGCUAAAUCGGUCAUAAGGAUGGUUUUGAGGUUACUUGACAGCCUGGUGCUAAGACUACCAAUGUUUUUUUGCUCUGUUUAGGUACCCAGCAGCUGGAAAUUGUUUUCAAAAUACUAGAUACAUGUACCCAGCAACCUAGUAUCCACGUCUAAUUAAAAAAAAAGUCAACAUUAAAAAAAUGUUGAAAUUUACAUGUAUGCAGAGCUUUCGUCAUUUUUGUCCCGCCUUUCCAUCAAAUCAUCUCUUGUUUUCAUUGAAAUUGCUGCACAUUAAAAAUUGUCUCUUGUGUUUAAUACUACUAGUGAUGAGAAUGGAAAUAAGGAGAUACCAAAAAAAAGGAACAGUUUUUAUGAGAAACUCAAAACUCUGAAUGUGCUGCACCCUUUUUGGCAGAUUUCUUUGUUGUCAUCACGCAACUAUGUUGUCGAAGAUCACUGUUUCAUUAAAAGCAAUCAUUGGGACUUUGAUUUCAUUGGAAAUACCCAUACAGAGUCUUAUUAUGGCUACUUUCAGUUGUUCAAGCAUUAUAUUUAUGUAUUCUUUUAUUCUAACAUAUCAAUAAAGAUGACUGAUUUGUUGUUUCUAAGAUGCCACAAUAUAUGUUGGAGGACUGGAUGAAAAAGUUUCAGAGCCUCUUCUAUGGGAACUAUUUCUCCAAGCAGGGCCAGUUGGUGAGUUAAAAAUACACUACAAAACAAAGACCUGGGGAAGUUUUGAGGGUGUACUUGAAUAAUAAAAGGCCUGCCUAACCCAUAGCAUGCAUGAAAUACAAUUCUCAUGCACUUUUAUAAUGAUCUGGAAAUGAGUACAGUUACAACUCUGGUAUCUGCGGAAACUUACAUAAUAUUCUUUGAUGCAUUCAACAAUAAUAAUUAUGACUGUUAAGAAAAUUACAUGUUAAGUUAGAAGUGCAGAAAAGAAUGCUGCUCAAUUAAAAAAAAAUCUUUGUACAUUGUUCUAUUUAAAACUUAAUGUAACUGCAUGGUAUAUUAUUUAGUGACUUGUUUAAUGCAAACAAUAACAUAGUGAGUGGUUAAAUUCUCUAUUUCAGUGAAUGUCCACAUGCCAAAAGAUCGCAUCACACAGCUUCAUCAAGGUUAUGGAUUUGUUGAAUUCCUUGGGGAAGAGGAUGCUGAUUAUGCUAUUAAAGUCAUGAAUAUGAUCAAAGUUUAUGGAAAACCAAUUAGAGUUAACAAGGUACAAAUGUUAUCCUCAUUGUACAUAAUUACAUUGUAUUUGUGCCAAGUUCAUACUAACACCGUAAUUACCAAAUACUGUAAUUGCAAGGGCUAUGUAAUGCAAUGUAUAUGGCCUCAUUUUGUUCUUGUCUAUUUGAGAAAAAAUGAGCAUUAGCACUGUAAGUUAACUUCCAGUGUGAUUCCUGGGACUGCUGCUUUGGAACACUCAGGAGAGCAGUUCUACAUGUAUUAUAUUCAAAAAUAGUUGGUUAUAUUUUGGUCUGCUCCACAGCCGUCCUUUGUUUCAUCAUUAUUUUGUUCUGUUUUAAAUCUAUCAAGUACCUUCAAUUCAAAAGGAAUUCUGUUUGAAAAUGGUACAAGAGUAAAUCAAUCAAAGUCAAGCCUCAAAAUUUAAUUUUCAGCAAAACCAGCCAAACAACGAUUUUAUGACAGUGUUCCCUGGCUUUUGUUGAAGCUUUAUGUGAGUUCGCACCUGGUGAAGUAAUCAGGAUUUAUCUGCUGCCCUGGGCCAGGUGGUUCAAAGCUGGGUUAAGAUAACCCAGGGUUAGUGUGAAAUUUGAACUCAGAUAUGAGAGCUUAAAAGGCAAAUCCAGUUUAAAUCUCUUUGCCUACAAUUUGAUGAUUGGAUACUCUAAAAAGAAUAGAGAAAAAUUAUUUAUUAUCUGAGAGAGUGUUUUGAUAAAAAGAAGAAGAAACUCAUGUUAAAAUGUAACCCUGGGUUAGCUCUAUCUGGCAUUCAAACGACUGGGCCCAGAAAAUCAAAAACAAAAAUGUAAGGCCAAAGGCCCCCAAAUGGUACUUAAGUUCGGUAUCAUUUUUUUUUUCUCAUCCUUGGCCAUCACUGUACAUGUGAGUGUUAUACUCAUCAGGUAAAAUAUUUAAUUUUCAACUGAUUUGUUUCCAGGCAUCAGCACACAAUAAGAACCUUGAUGUUGGUGCCAAUAUCUUCAUUGGAAAUCUUGAUCCAGAAAUUGAUGAGAAGCUGUUAUACGACACAUUCAGUGCUUUUGGAGUGAUCCUUCAAACCCCAAAGGUACCAUCAAACGUACAGUAUAUAUCUAAUUAAAAAAAAAAGGUUCCUUCUAGGCAAUUGGUCAUUGUCAAUGAUAUUGGUGAUUGAGUAUUUGAGCAUACAGAUCUUGCGGCAAUGAAUUGCGUGAUUGACCACCAAACAAUGGCUUCCAUGUGCACAUCUUUAUUGAAUCAGGUUUACACUCACUCUACCUGGACAUGUAAUAUACAAAUUUAGCCAGAGCUAAAAGCAAAGCUCUGUUUUAUUCAUUUUAAAUUUACUGCAUACAAUGGACUUUAACAUUAUGGGAAAACCAUAUGACUGAAAAACAUAAACUUGAGCCUAGGAUGAAUUGAAUUAAAAGCUAACAACUGGUCAUUUUUUGAUAAUUUAGUAAGGGGUGUACGUGAUUCAAUAAUAAUAAUCAUCUUUAUUGAGGAAACUUUUUCAUAAAUGAUAUGGUUUUCAAAAAGGACCUCAAAACUAGAUAUAUAUUAUAAAAACAAAAAAAGCUAUAAAAUUGCAAAGGGAUUAAAAAGAUACAAAAAAUGCAUAAAAAAUUAAAAAUAAGUAUAAGUAAAAAUUAAACGUAAGUAGCUAUAUUAAAAACUUAAAAACAUUACGUUUAAAACUAUUAACAUUCCUUGAGUCUUUGAUCGUCUGACUGAGGAAGUUAAAAUCGGAAACGGCAUGAUAUUGUGUUCUUUGCUUCCCCCAAUUUCUUUUGACACGUGGUAAUCUAAAAUUGCCUUUGUUACGUGUAUUAUGCCUAUGAAGUACGUCUUGUCUAAUCAAGUCCAUAUCGUGAUUAAUUAGGCCAUUGAUGCAUUUGUGUAUUCAUGCAUUUGUAUAUGCAUUUGUACAUUUGUCUUUUCUCUAGAAAAUCGCCUUUUCUCAUUGUAUAGUAUUGUAUUCUGGUCAGUGCAUAAAGAAAUGUGUACAUUCAUCAUGUGGUACAAACUUAUUCUGUAAUAAUAGUAGCCAGUCUGUUUCCAAGGUCACCCUCAUCCUUUGUUUCAAAGUGAGGCUACAUGUAAUUGACCACUCCAGAAAUACCAUAACAUACCAUAAUGCUCUUUGUUUGUCACCACAAAAUUUUGCAUAAGCAUUGUCUUAAGUUUCUCUCUGGAGUUAAAAUGGCCCCAAGAGAAACUGAAAACAAUGCUUAUGCAAAAUUUGGGGUGACAACAAAGAGCAUUAUGGUAUGUUAUGGUAUUUUCUGGAGUGGUCAAUUAUGAAGCUACAUGUAUUGAUUUGACAUGAUUUAUCUUUAAAUUUUCCUGCAAACAAUUUAUUAUUACUCAUUUUUACUGUAGCGUUAUUUGGAAAGUAAGCUGUUUUGUAACUCAAAAAUGGCCCAUUGUUUUCCCAGUGAAUGUUAAUGUUUGAUGUUUACAAUAACACUGCCCCUCAUAAUAUUUCACAUCUCUUUAUUCCUACUCAACAAAUCCACUCUUACAGCACUCGCUCCUCCUCUUCUGGAAAUUAUUACAUUAGCCACUCUAAACUAAAUCAGAAAAAUGAUUCGUUUUCUAUUAUGGGAGCCAAAAUUUGGAAUAGUAUACCUGAAAAUUUACGAAAUUCUUCAAAAUCUCUCUUUAAGGAAAAAGUUCAUACAAUUCUGUUGAAAAUAUUUGAAGUUUAGGAUAGAUAUGCCGACCUAAACACGAUAAUCUCUGAUUUUAAAAAAUAUUAGCCCCCGCUUAUCUAAAUAGCUGCCUCGAUUUUCUUAUCUCAAUUUCUCUCGUGACUGACCUUUUUCAUUAUAAAUAUGGUUCUUUUUCACUUCAACUUUUCGUAAGAAAUCUUAAGCCGUCUACACACCACCUGCCUCGAUUAGCCUUGCUAUUUGCAGGUGGUGUGAUAUUUGUAUAUUUAAUGUAAGAAAUAAAGAUGUUGUUGUUGUUGUUGUUGUUUGAAGUGGAAUUGGUAUAGAGCUUUAUUAUUAUUAUUUUUUUUUACCAGAUUUCUAGAUUUAAAAAUUAUUCAUAAAAUGCCAAAACAGUAAUUUAUUUAUGCAGAAGUUUGUUCCAUAAAAAUUAAUCAAUCAAUCAAUCAAACACUUUAUUUCACUUGUAAUAAAUUGAUAGCAAAAUUGCUAAUGUUGCUAUUGUUAUUGAAGCAGUAGAAAAUAUUUCCAUGUUUGCAUGCAUGUAGCCUGGUAUAAACAUGAGAGGAGUAGGGAGAAUUGGAGACAGUUAUGCAAACUCGAGACAAAGUCAAGGGUUUGCAUAACUGUUGAGAAUUCUGUCAACCCCUCAAAUCACUGAAUCUCUCCUAAGUUGAAUUUUUCAGAUAUACAGUGUAUGAAUUCACAGAAUUACCAACCCCAAAAAGGCAAAAAUCUUUGUUUUUUUUUUUUAAAUAUAUUUUGUAAGGCUCAUAAAAAAUUUAAUGUGUUUUGUCCUGUAUGGCCUCCUCAUCGCUAAUUACAUUUGUAUGGAACUUUCCUUUUUUUGACCACUUUUUGAUUCCCUGAAGGAGGCAAAGCAUUUUAAAAGCAAAUUCCUGUGCAUAGCAGAUGUGCACACCAUGAAGGUAGUGUUCUGAUUGGACAGCUAAAGUGAAAUACACUAUACUUAUUUAUGAUAUAAACACCAAUGAAUUACCAAGUGAGCUUUCGCGCAAAAACUUGAUAUCUUCAUGUGUGAAAAUAACAUGUUAUCUUCACAUGUGAAAAUAUCACCGUUGCUAUGGCUACAUAAUAAGUCACGCCUUUCACACCAAAAAACUAUUAAAGUGAAAUGGUUUGGUAGUUCAUUGGUGUUUAUAUAAUAAAUAGAACAUUACAUGGCCGCUUGGAGAUAUGAAAUUUCUCUUAUCGUGUUGAAAAAAUUUUUCUCUCGUUCGCUGCGCUCACUCGUGAAAUAUUUUUCAACACUCAAAGAGAAAUUUCGUAUCUCCACGCAGCCAUGUAAUAUCCUAUGUGUAUGUACAGUGUUUACACCAGACGUGGUCUUCUUUUUUAGAUAAUGCGUGAUCCUGAAACAGGCAACUCCAAAGGUUUUGCAUUCAUUAACUUUGCAAGUUUUGAAGCAUCUGAUGCAGCCAUGGAGGCUAUGAACGGACAGUAUUUGUGCAAUCGACCAAUCACAAUAUCUUACGCAUUCAAGAAAGAGUCUAAAGGAGAAAGGCAUGGAUCUGCAGCAGGUACUUGUGAAUCAAUCAUAAUGUGCAGCAGUCCAUAACUUGUACACUUAACUGUCUUUUAAUAAAAUAAUUAACAAUUAUUGGACACUUGAGGUGGAGCAAAAUAUCAUUAUUUGUCGGUGGCAAGCAGAUCAAUUAUUUGCUUCAGCCUUCAGCUUUGGCAAAUAAAAUUAAUGAGCUGCGAGACUGUGACAAAUCACAAUAUAUUGUGUUAGCCGAGUCUAUUGUUUUAUCAUUCAGUCACUGAAUUUUUUUUUUUUUUAAAUGAAUAUCUUCUGGAAGCAAAGCAAUCUGCCAUUUUCAUGCAAGAGUGAUCUCAAGAAGGAGAAAAGCUUUCAUUUAUGCAUGAGCAGAAUAUUACUCACAGCCAAACAAAGUUGGGUGACAUUGCUCCUGAGCAGACCAUUAUUUAUAGACAGUUAUUGGCAGGUCACGUGGUGGGCUGUCGGCCAAUAAAGAGGAAGAAAAAUCUGCAAUGUUCAAUUGACAGUACAGUGUGUCAUGUGUAUGUUAAAGGUUGAAAAAAUGCAAGUUAAAUUAUUAUUGGAUAAGGCUGAGUACAGCUACCAUAAAUAGUGAAGAGUAAUGCCAGUCAAGGAGAGUCAUUAUAAUAUUCCUAUGAUACUUAGAGAAUAGAUUAUUGGAUCCCUAGCUCUAGCCAGACAUUCAGAGAGGUACUCUCAUCUCUACUUACCUUGAAAUAUAUACAUGAGUGUAACAGAGUUCUUUGUAAAGAAUUCCAAAAGGCCUAUCACAGUUUGAUAUUCCUCCAAGAUGUUGACUAUGACAGUAUAGUCUUGAAGUGAAAGAGCCCGUUCAUUAUUAGCUCACUGCUACUCAUUUUAAAGAAAAAUAAGGGAGGGCUGAGCUGUAUUUUUGUUAAAGGGGUCAGUUUCAACUUGGCUAACUACUUUCUCCUAAACAUCCCUUCCCUGGCUUCUUCAGGACUUUUACAACUCGGGCUUAAAAGGAAAAAAAUGACUGGCUACACCUGACCUGUGUACAAAUUACAUUGUAAUGAUAUAUUAUUUAUUAAUAAUAAUAGUAAUAAUCCAUUUAUAUAGCGCCUUUUCUACAAGAUUCAAAGGCGCUGUUUACAAAAAUUAGAUAAAACUAAAAAGUAAAAAUAAUCACAAGAAAUUGACAUUAAAACUGGAAGCUAACUACAACAUAGAUAAAUGUACACAAUAGAUAAAAAAUCAGAUAACAAAUAACAACAUCAUGAUUCAUAAGCUCGCAUAAAAAGAAAUGUUUUAAGUUUGCAUUUUGAUAUCCUCAGGUAAGUUAUUCCAAAGUUCCGGAGCAGCAACAGAAAAAGCUUGUUUACCAUACAAAUUGAGAUUAAGAUAGGGUUUAACUAAUAAAUUUCUAUUAGAGGAUCUAAGAUUGCGGCUGGAUGUAUACAGUUGAAGGAGUUGCUGUAUAUAGAUUGGAGCUCGAUCAUGUAGUACUUUGUAUGUAAUUAACAUAAUUUUAAAUUCAAGACGAAAGGAGACAGGGAGCCAGUGAAGAUCCCUCAGGACUAGAGUAAUUAGAUUCAUGUUAUUUCUAAAAGUCACAUGUAUAGUAUAAUAUUCUCAUAUAAUUCUGAGCACACUGUGCGACGGUUCAUACAGCAAAUACAAAGCAUAGUUAUGGAGGUUUGACAUUAUUUUGAGGCCAUGUUUUAUCAUUGUAUCAAUAAGUUGUUCAAAUUGCAUUUAAACACCAGCGGCAUGAAAAUUAAUGAGUGUUUCCAUGGCAUGACAAUAGGACUCUCUGAUAGCCCUGAGCUACAUGUAAUGGAGUGACUUGUUGGACUAGCAUGUGCAGAAUACAUUGAAAUAAAUUUGUAUUAGUGAAACGGGGUUGGUAGGCCUGCACUGCAUGACUGCUCCAGGGUAGUUAACUUCAGCAGCAGCUUGCCCUUUGGGUUUCCUGUUCAAUGUGGCAGUACAGAUAUAUUGUUACCUUAAGAGAGGUGUACUGCUGUUUACAUGUACAUGUAAUUUCUAAUUUGCAAUAUAUUAUAUUUGCUUUCUAAACAGAACGCCUCUUGGCAGCCCAAAAUCCUCUUGCUCAAGCCGACCGACCUCAUCAGCUGUUUGCAGAUGCACCGCCCACUCCUGUGGCAGCUGCUUUACCCCCAGCACCCCCAGCUGUUAUGCCACCUCCAGUAAUGACUGUACCAGUACCCAGCGCUGUACCCAGUAUGCCUCCUAUGCCGGUAUCAGGACCCCCAAUGCCACCUGUUCCACCAGGCAUGCCUCCUCCAGGUAACAGCUGUCAACUGUUAAUUUUCUUUGUAUAUACAAAACCCUUUUAUUUCCAACAGAUCACUACUUUCUACUUUAUUUUAUUUAUUAUACACUUACAAUGUACCAUACAGUGUACUGCCAGAGAGAAAAAAUGUAAGUCAGAACAUUCACCUGUAAUAUUAUUUGCUUCGAGUUUUUUCUGGAAUUGUGACUGUAGCAUUUUUGGCUAGAUUAUCAUAAAACUAUAACACUUCCAUUAUUGGCUACGAGGCUUGGAGAAAUAAAACAGAAACGUAUUAUUCAUUGCUGAGCUUCAACAUGAUUUCAUUUCUUUUAUUCGGCCAAGCCUCGUAGCCAAAUAUGAAUUUUAAUAUAUCAAAAUUGGUCGUUUUUUCCUUUUUACCACAUAGGUAUGCCUCCUCCUGGAAUGAUGCCACCACCUGGUUUCCCGCCACCUGGAAUGUUUCCACCCAGGAUGCCUGGUAUUCCACCACCGCCUGGACAGCCUCCUGAUCAACAUCCUCCCCCACCACCACCAGGUCAAAUGCCACCACCUCCUCCCCACAUGGGAGGGCAGUUCCCACCACCACCCCCUCCAAAUAUGAUGCCACCUCAGGUGAGUCUUCUACACACAGCUGUUUUUGUGUUUGUUGUCACGCAAUGAUCCUUCCCAGGAGUGUUGUGUGACAACACCAAAAUGGCUGUGAGGGAAACUAGGGGAGUUAUGUACAAAAUAAUUGCGUAAAAGUUAUCGGGCUAGUCUUUGGUGCUUUAUCAGUUUGGGAGGAAAAAACAAGUGUGGCAACAUGCUGUGAUCUGCCUGAGGCCCUAAAGAAAAUUCUUAAAUGUUAAAGGAGUGUUUGGAAAACAGAUCAUGUUCUUAUUAGCAUUUUAGUUUUUUUUUUUUUUUUUUUUUUUUCUUAAAUAAUUUUUUUUCAGAAGAAAUGUUUGACAUUUUACACUAAAUUUCUGGUCACAAUACAUAAUGUACAUGUAUGAAACUCCUUGAAAUUGAUCAAAACAACUCCUCUGCAUGUCAUAAUUUCAUAUUUCUUCUCAAUGUUUGAUCCUGUGAUGUUUUAGUAACACAGUGUUUCAUAUUUAACAUAACACUACUUGAGUCCCGGCUGGCUCUUUGGACAACCAGCUCUUACAUUAUUUUUGCUUGCCUAUGGGGUUGAGUUGCAUUCUUGGCAUAGUACACUUUAUUGUUUGUAAAGCUGACGUGCCUUGGCCCUUGUCCAUCUGCUAUGCUUAGGGGUAUAGAAUGGUAAAUGUGAGACUUUGCGAGUCUGCGAGACCCAGGUUUCAAGAUUCGAGACUGAGAUCGAUACUCUCUAAGAUGCAAGAUCACCUAAAAAAGAGAUUUGAGACCCAUCAAAAACACUUCUAAAAUUUUGAGAUUGGGCCGAAAUUUUCCGAGACCCACGUUUUUCAAGGAACCAUUCUAUACCCCUAAGCUUGAAAAUUGACUUGCCUGUCAAGAAAGUGUACUUGUCCCAGAAAAUCCAGAGAGCACUUGCUCCUGAGGACCUGCUUUAGUGAAGAUUUGACUAUAAUCUGUAACAUUUUCACUUAAAUGUUUUUUCCACCAGCCUCCGCUAGGCCAUGGUCCUCCCCCAGACCAAGGCGGGAUGCCACCCAGACCUCCUAUGCCAUUCCAUCCUCCUCCUGGUGGUAGACCACCCAUGAUGCGUGAUAUGGGACCACCUACCGGUAAUAUACCAAGUUUGUUAAGUUCCGGGCCCCAGCCACUGAUGCAGACACCUAUCAGAAUGCCGCCUGGAGGUGAGUAUAGUCUGACAACUUGCUCUCAAUAAAGCACAGUGCUUGCUUGCAAGCUUGAUUGUGUAAGAGGGAGAAAAAAACCGUUGGAAAGUUGCUUCUUCCAAAGCUCUAAUUUUACACAUGUACAUAUGGCCCCUUGUAAGGGAAUCUUGGAUUCUGGAUUCCAUGCAAUGGAUUCCGGAUUCCAGGUACUGGAUUCCGGAUUCUUUGUCAGUGGAACUGGGAUUCUGGAUCCCAAUCGCUAGUGAGAUCUGAGUUCCUAGAGCUGAAGUCCGCAUUCCAAAGCCCAAGAUUCCGGAAGAUUCCACACGAAACAUUUCUCUGAUUCUGAGUCCACAGGCAUUAUUUCUCAGAUUCCUGAAUCCGGAUUCCCUUACAUGGCAUUGGGGCGAUGCAAAAGUCCCUUUUAUGUUAUAUUACACGUGAUCUUCUUUUCUGUGUUUAUUUUUUGUGUAAAUCCUCAUAAUCAACUCCAUCAAAAUCUCUCUUUUUCAGGUCCUAUGCCUCCUGGUGGGCCGCCAAGGUUUCCGCCUCCUCCACCUCCUCACUGAUCUGUACCAAAAAAUUGGAUCCGUGCUCGUUGACUGUUUUGUCGUUCAAAGAAAAAGGAACAACUUCAACUAAGAUAAUAUCACGUCGGAAUUUUCAUGAAAAACAGCUUGGAAGAGAGAAGCAGUGAUGGAGAAAAGUUACUUCUUAAGAAGACGCAAAAUAACUUACAACUUCGACCUUAGACUACGUCGAAACAAAAGCUUGUGCGUCCUUUUAUUUCAGAGGACUAUAAUGGAUCCGUUGACAGUGAAUGUGAAUUAGAUAGAUCAGCUUGAAUUGAGUUUUUUUGUACCAAAUUGUACCAAUAGACCAAUUCCGACGUAUUAAAAUUCAUACUUGGCUGCGUUUCUUGGGGGAAUAAAACAAAAGAAAUGAUUUUGAAGC